GCUGGAACUGUGCAGCACGUCAUCACUGAGCGCCAGUGUUUGCUUAUGAAGUAGUCAGCUCGGUGGCUAAGCUAACGGUACACUGCGCUCGUCUGAGAGCGGUUUUACUUCCAGUGCUUUUAUUGGAUAUCUCUCUCAUGUCAGCAGGGCGUUGUGUGCUGAAUGAGCUCUAGUGUUCUCUUCGUGUGGGUCUCCACGUGGAGCUGAGAUGGGCCAACAGAUCUCUGGCCAGGCGGUGGUGAGCAGGCUUCCUGAGAAGCUGAUCAAGCACGCCGGACUAGUGCGGGACAGCGGCUACCUCACCUAUGAGGAGUUCUUGGGCCGAGUGGCAGAGCUGAAUGAGGUAACUGCAAAGCUGGCUGCUGGCCAACAGAAGCAUCUCCUCUUCGAAGUUCAGCCUGGAUCUGAUGCGUCUGCCCUGUGGAAAGUGGCUGUGAGAAUAGUCUGCACUAAGAUUAACAAAGAGGAUGGGAUGGUGGAGGCCUCACGCAUUAUGAACCUGUACCAGUUUAACCAGCUCUACAAAGACAUUACCAGCCAAGCAGCUGAAGUUCUUUCAGGAGAGGGCGCUGCUGAGUGCUCGUCUGGGCAGCUUUCCUCUGCAGAGUCCUGUCAGGCCAGUAUGUGGAUGGGCAGGGUGAAACAGCUCACAGAUGAGGAAGAGUGCUGUAUCUGUAUGGAUGGGAAAGCGGAUCUUAUUCUGCCGUGUGCUCACAGCUUCUGCCAGAAAUGCAUUGAUAGGUGGAGCGGUCAAAGUCGAAACUGUCCCAUCUGCCGGAUUCAGGUAACCGCUGCCAAUGAAUCAUGGGUAAUGUCUGAUGCGCCCACAGAGGAGGAUAUAGCCGGCUACAUUCUCAAUCUCGCUGAUGAGGCUGGCCAUCCUCACAGACCCUAAACUGAACCACUACGUCACUUAAUACCUGCUUACUUAAAUUAUUACACUUAUCUUUUGACUGUAAAACAAAUGGUGAGGAGGUGAGAAUAGCUUGAUCUAUUCCUUUAUCGCUGGAGGCAAUAACCCCUUGUUGUUGUCCUUAGACUUUUUGGAGUUCUGAAACUGUGAAAAGGCAAUACAUAGCAUUUCACUGCAAACACUGCUGUUUUCUGAUUGACCACCUGCUUUUUUUUUUUUUUUUUUUUUAAUUCUUAACACAUUGCGCUUAAGUAGUAAUUUUGUAUGAAUUAGAAAUAUCAAACCUUCAGUUUACUUUUCAGGAGAGUUGAGACAAGUGGAGACCACCAUUCUUUACAUUCAGUGUUUAAAUCUUCACAGAGAGAGCUUUGAAUUUCUGAAUACUGAAGUUUCCUCAUAACAUAGUAGUUUAAUGGAUUUUAAUUAAGUGCUUAAAAUGACACUGUUCCUAUGGUGUCAUUGUGUUGCUACUGAAGUGCAAUAUUGCUCAAACUGUAAUCUGGGCUUUUUCUUAUAGUUCAGUUAAUACAAUAACAAUUGAAAAUGCAUUUUAUGAAGAAGCUAUGCUGGUUUAAUGGUUAGUCUGUAAAAUAAAAAUUGGCUACUGAGACUAUUUUACGAACAGAUUAUCUGGGCCAGAUUCACAUAAGCUUUCCUAAGGGAUAAAACAUAUAUAAAUGCUUAAAUAAACGCUAAGAAGAUCAUUCUUCAGAAGUUCUGGAAUUAAGUCUUAAAAAGUUGUCAAAUAUUCUUUUAAUCUCUCUUAGUUUGUUCAAGGUUUCCUUUAAACAGUAAUUUGGGCAGUUUUCCCAGAGAAGGAUUAAGCCUAGUUGUAGACUGUUUUACUUUUAAUGAAACAAUUCUAUUUAAAUUGCCGUGUAGUCCAAGACUAGGCUUAAUCCCUGUUUGCGGGAAGUGCCCCAUAGUAUGUUAUCAUUAUCAUCAUCAUUUAUUAUGCAAGACUUUUUUCAUGAUCUAAUAUUUAUUAAAUCCUUGCAAAAUAGGAAAAACAGAAACAGUCCUCAAUAUUAAUUACAUUAAAUUAGACAUUAAAAUACUGCAGUCUAGGAAAUGUAUGAGAAAACAGAAAAAUCUUAAGACUCAAACAAAAAUAUAUAUUGUCAUAUUUUUUUUUUCUUUCUUAAGACACUUUUGUGAAUUUGGCCAUUGGUGAUUUUACCUGUAUUUAUACAGUACUGCACUCACUUUCUGUGGCAUUAACUUCCUUUUUUAAAUUGUUCCAUAAUUUACAGGUAAUUUACAAACAGCUGAUCGAAUGUUUCUUUUUUUGGGUUGGAUUUGUGUUUUUUUUGGUAUGUAUGUGUGGCCUGUGUAAUAACAUUAACUAUAAUAUAUUAAGAAUAAAUAAAUGUAUAUUUUUCUUGACAUCCUGUUCAUAAUCUGGUGUUAAUCCUGAACUUUGUAAAUGUCUAAUCACUUGCAGCUCUAUAGACUUUUUGAUGUUGUUGAACUACUACUUCCACCAAGUUUCAGUGCUCAGCUGAAUAAAUAAGGUACCACUUUUUGUA
This is a messenger RNA of Astyanax mexicanus (Mexican tetra), 2442 nucleotides long. RefSeq names its product ring finger protein 141 (gene rnf141). The record is from RefSeq and is a predicted model, not a curated record. Gene Ontology annotation, molecular function: ubiquitin-protein transferase activity. Lineage: Eukaryota; Metazoa; Chordata; Actinopteri; Characiformes; Acestrorhamphidae. The transcript has 6 exons. The coding region runs from base 209 to 895 and encodes 228 amino acids. Gene Ontology annotation, biological process: protein autoubiquitination.